Molecule: messenger RNA, 696 nt
Organism: Botrytis cinerea B05.10
Lineage: Eukaryota; Fungi; Ascomycota; Leotiomycetes; Helotiales; Sclerotiniaceae
Exons: 3
Coding region: 144-386 (80 amino acids)
Source: RefSeq, a predicted model, not a curated record
GGAUAAUGUUUAUACCCCACAAUUCCUCGAAAGACACACAAUCUCACCAAACUCUCAUUCAUGUUUAAAAGUAGCCUCAACCUUCUACAAUCCAAAGUUUACGAACACUGCCUUCAAUUAAAUAAAACUCAUUCCUAAGCAAAAUGGCCUAUCUCCACACUGCUAGACUGAAUGAUCAACUUAUGAGACUUCGUCAAGCUGUUAGAGAUCUUCAAGGAUCAUCUGAAACGCUUGAUGAAUCAUUGAUCGAGCUUAUGAGACAGGUUGAAGAAAUGGCACGCGAUAUUGUUCUAAGAGUCGCAGAAAUAGAGAGAGAACUGGCUUUGAUAUCGGCAUUCGGAGCUCUAGAGAACUUGCGCAAUCUCGUCAGAGAAGCUGGGGAAUGAUGGGAUGUUAUCGAUGGGAAGAAUGUGAAUUGGCUCGGAUUGCUCUACUGUAUGGUCGAUCGCUGCCCCUUCAGCAAGAGCCCGAGCUAGCAGAACAACAUGAGGAAUUUGAACAAGACGGGGAACAACUUCGGAUCUGAAGGAGAAGAGACAGUCCGUCGUUGGCGCCAAAGAAGGGCUAUCACGAGAGCACGUUUAGCUUUUGAGAAUCUGCGAAGUGUUGUUGAGGAGACAAUCCUGCAAUGCGAUGGGAACUAGGGAAGUGCUGGAAGGAAAGGGAAGAUAGGGAAUUUGCUGAGGCUGCGAAACA